Molecule: messenger RNA, 492 nt
Organism: Striga hermonthica
Lineage: Eukaryota; Viridiplantae; Streptophyta; Magnoliopsida; Lamiales; Orobanchaceae
Source: the annotation of a GenBank genome assembly
AUGUCGGACAUCAGCACGGAUUAUCCAUAUUGCAAUUGCGGGAAAAGAGCUAAAAUCCGAACUUCGUGGAAAACUCCCAAUUGUGGAAGAAGAUUUUUCUCGUGCCUCUAUUGGAAUGCAGGUGGAUGCAUGUUUUUUGGAUGGGUCGAUCCUCCUCUUUGUGCCCGUGCUCAACAAAUAAUUUCUGGAUUGCUCAAGAGAUUGAAUGAAAUGGAAGAAUCAAGAAAGAGGGAUGAGACUGAAAAAAUUGAGGUUCUGAAGUUUGAAGAAGAAAUCAAUAAAUUGAAGAAACAGUUGACAGAGUUUGAAGAAAUCAAGAAAUUGAAGAAACAGUUGACAGAGUUUGAAGAAGAAAACAAGAAAUUGAAGGCAGAAGUGCUGAAAUUCAAAAAGGAGAGUACCAGAAAAACAAGAAUUCUGAGGAUAAUAGUAGCAUUCUUGAUAAUGUUGAUUUUCAUGUGUUUCUGUGGCUCUCAAACAGUUAAUGAAUAA